CAAAAGUGCAAAACAAACUGUUGUCGGUGUUUAUUUACAUAUCCAAAAAAAAAAAACCGCUCCUUAGAUGUUUUCGCUUGCAACUCGUGCGGCAGCCAACAGCAAUUACGUGGAUUAAGUCGCCGCUCGCGAAUGCAUAAUGCGACUCUGUCAGUAUCUAGUUGCCGCCUGCUGCAUCCACGUGCUGAUUGCCAGCAAUCACUGGGUGCUGAAGGAUGAGCGCAUUGUACAGAAAUUGGAUUCGCCGUUCUUUAUGCGGGAGCCGCACAAUCUGAUCGCCUUCUUGGAGCAGAUACGAUACAAUGAGUAUGUGGAGCGCAGCUAUUUGGAGCUGCUGCGCAAGCGGGAGCAAAUUGUCGAGCAUUUGCGCUUCUCGAUGCGCUUCGGCGAGGAUCUAGCCGAUCAGGCCAAAUGCGCCAUGGACUAUUAUCUGCUGGAGAAGCGCAUGUCGUAUCUGAAAAUCACACCGGAUCAGCUGAAACGCAUCAAUUUACCGGAGCACCGUGAAUUCCAGCAGGGAUUGCCGCUGGCAUCGAUACGUACGAAAACCGAUCGCACUUUGGAGCCCAUUUGCAGCAAUUACCAUGAGCUGAGCGUGGGACCAGCCACAUACGAUCAUCUCGAUAGCUUUCAGCCCGAGGUGCUCGAAUCGGCGUAUGUGGAUCGUGAGCACGACACGAAUAUCGGCACCGCAACAGUCGAGCUAACGCGACGAUUUGCGCUGGAGGGACUGCGCCGUCAGCCGGACUCAUGGAAAUUCCAUACGCUCAGCUCCUAUUAUUGGCGGAUGCGCGGCAAUGCGCUGCAGGCGCUGCCCUGCGCACGUCUGGCCACAAUGCUGGCGCCGCCGGAGCAUAAGGAUAUACCGUUGCUAAGCCUGGGCACGAUACUCUUUCGGAUGGGUCGGCUGGCCGAUGCGGAUCUGAUGCUCAGCGCUGCCGUCGAGCAUGCACCGCAGGUGGCCGAAAACCAUGUGGUGCUCGCCUCGGCGCUGGCCAUGAAGCAUGACUUCAAUCGAUCGCAGCAUCAUUUCGAUGAGGCCGAACGUCUGGAUCCCAGCACAUUGCCGCGCACACAGCAGGUGCGCAAUUUCAUAAGCUGCUUGGAGAAUCUCACCAAGAAGACAGCCAAGAUGUACAGCUAUGUGAAGUACAUGAAGAACGAGCUAAAGGAGUUCAAGAAGCUGAAGCAGCGCAUAUCGCAGCAUCAUGAGCGGCUCAUACAGCAGCAGUUGCCGUUGGGCGCGCGCCGCUUCCUCGACUCCAGGGCCAACAAUGAGGAUCUGCAUCGGCGCGGCCAAUACUGCAGUACGCGCACACCGAAUGGCUCCGAUGAGCCGGUGCUCUUCUGUGACUUCUACUCGGACAUGCAGAUGCGGCUCGAGAGCAAGGACAUUGACAUCGAUGUCCUUGAACGCGAUCUGAUGGCCAACACGGAGAGCGUCAUCCGGCAGGUGUCCACCGAGAUACGCAAACAGUUCAAUCUCGAGCAGCUGAAGGCGGCCAAGGCCCAGAUGCCCGCCAAGGCAAUCAAAUCCACGUAGAGCCACGCCCACAACUGCACACAAUAUGCAUUCCCCCAACUAGCAAAAACAUUUCGGGUCACAAGUUAGCUUUUAAAUUGUUUGUCUCCUUUUUUGUACCCUGCAACCAUUGAAAAUGGUUAAAAAGGGUAUAAUGUAUGUCUGUCUGUCCGUCCGUCCGUCCGUCCGUCCGUCUGUAUGAACGCAAGGAUCUCGAAACCUAUAAGAGCUAGAGACUUGAAAUUUUGGCUGUAGGUCCUCCUAGUGCACGCGCAGAUCGAGUUUGUUUCCGAUAUUCGAUAACUUGCCCCGUCUCCAAGUAAUCGAUAAAAAAUAAUAUGAGCUAGAGUCAGCAAACUUGACACGUAGCUUUUAGAAUAUAUCAAGUAUCUUUCACUUUAUGCCCAUAUCGCCUGUUGGGAGAAGAGGGUUCAGGGUAUCCCCUAGUCGGGACUAGAACCUCUUGUUUCUUUUUUAAAUUCGAAUUAAUAAGUUGCCAAUGUUUUCUUUUAUCUCUAUGUACAUAUAUAUAAUUAAUACUUGUAAGUUAUUGUUUAUGCUAGAAUAUAUAAAUUCCUAAUAUGUUAAAUAAUCUUAAUUCAGUUGAUGUUUGCCUCUAAGUUCGAAUUAAGCUUUUCGAUUAAGUUCUUACAACUAUGUUAAUACCCUAAGCUGAGCUAAAGAUAACUAUGCCCAAAUCCUGCUCAAUCGAGCAGGAGCUAAAACUAAAACAUUUUUU
Messenger RNA from Drosophila montana, 2261 nucleotides. Its product is annotated as tetratricopeptide repeat protein 17. The coding region runs from base 140 to 1543 and encodes 467 amino acids. The record is from RefSeq and is a predicted model, not a curated record. Gene Ontology annotation, biological process: actin filament polymerization. The transcript has a single exon. Lineage: Eukaryota; Metazoa; Arthropoda; Insecta; Diptera; Drosophilidae. Gene Ontology annotation, cellular component: actin cytoskeleton; cytoplasm. Gene Ontology annotation, molecular function: protein binding.